Molecule: messenger RNA, 2977 nt
Organism: Durio zibethinus
Lineage: Eukaryota; Viridiplantae; Streptophyta; Magnoliopsida; Malvales; Malvaceae
Source: RefSeq, a predicted model, not a curated record
AUGGAUACUCGGAGCCCUAACGGAUCUUCGCCGCAUCAAUCACAGCCCCCGAAGAAGUACGGAAUCACGAAACCGAUAUCCCUCUCAGGGCCAAGUGAGGCUGAUAUUCAACGGAACACGGAAUUAGAGAAGUUUUUGAUAGAGUCGGGGCUUUACGAGAGCAAAGAAGAAGCCGCGAAAAGAGAGGAGGUUCUUGGGCAUAUCACUGAGAUUGUAAAGGCUUGGGUAAAGCAAUUAACUCGUCAAAAGGGCUACACGGAUCAAAUGGUGGAGGAAGCAAAUGCUGUCAUUUUCACUUUUGGAUCUUACCGAUUAGGGGUGCAUGGACCUGGGACUGACAUAGACACUUUGUGUGUUGGGCCAUCUUAUGCGAACCGAGAGGAAGAUUUCUUCAUCGUCUUGCAUGAUAUAUUGGCUGAGAUGGAAGAAGUCACUGAACUUCAACCAGUUCCAGAUGCUCAUGUCCCAGUAAUGAAAUUUAAGUAUCAAGGGAUAUCAAUUGAUCUUCUUUAUGCAAGUAUAUCUCUUUUGGUUGUUCCAGAUGACCUUGACAUCUCAUGUGGGUCUGUGCUGCAUGAUGUUGAUGAGCAAACUGUUCGAAGUCUUAAUGGGUGCAGGGUUGCGGAUCAAAUCCUUAAACUUGUUCCUAAUGUUGAGCACUUCCACAUGACACUUAGAUGUCUGAAGUUCUGGGCCAAAAGACGUGGUGUUUAUUCCAAUAUUACCGGAUUCCUAGGUGGUGUAAAUUGGGCUCUUCUAGUUGCGCGGGUCUGCCAGCUUUAUCCCAAUGCAAUACCUAGUAUGCUGGUUUCUCGAUUUUUUAGAGUAUAUACUCAAUGGAGGUGGCCAAACCCUGUUAUGUUGUGUUCAAUAGAAGAGGAUGAACUUGGCUUUCCUGUUUGGCAUCCUCGGAAGAAUCCUCGGGAUCGGUUUCAUCAUAUGCCAAUAAUAACUCCUGCAUACCCUUGCAUGAAUUCCAGUUACAAUGUCUCUAUAAGCACUCUUCGUGUUAUGAUGGAACAGUUCCAAUGUGGUAAUAGAAUAUGUGAGGAGAUUGAGCUAAACAAAGAUCAAUGGAGUGCUUUGUUUGAGCCUUAUCUUUUCUUUGAGGCAUACAAAAACUAUCUUCAAGUCGACAUAGUUUCAGCAGAUGCUGAUGAUUUGCUGUCAUGGAAAGGCUGGGUGGAGUCACGGCUUAGACAGCUUACGUUGAAGAUAGAGCGGGACACAAAUGGGAUGUUGCAGUGCCAUCCUUUCCCAAAUGAGUAUGUAGAUAAAUCCAAGCAGUUCCCACAUUGUGCUUUCUUCGUGGGCUUACAGAGGAAAGAGGGAGUGAGUGGUCAAGAAGGUCAACAAUUUGACAUACGUGGAACAGUUGAUGAGUUUAGACAAGAUAUAAGCAUGUACAUGUAUUGGAAACCAGGAAUGGAUAUUUAUGUUUCUCAUGUUCGUAGGAGGCAGCUCCCCACCUUUGUUUUCCCUGAUGGAUAUAGACGGCCUCGAUCAUCGAGGCAUUCAAGCCAGCAUACUGGGAAAACUUGUGAAGAUAUUUCAAGGUCCUGUUCAGGGUCUGUGGAAAGACAAAUUAAGAGAAAACAUGAUGAUGAGACAGUGGAUGAAAAACUGGACCAACCAGAGAAGCGGCCCUCUAUUAGCCCCCAGAGGCUGGAGUCUGUUUCUCCAGAAAGUGGUACAAGCAGGUCUGGUAGAACAUCUCAUAUUAGCAAUGAUCAAGCUUUUAAAUUAGAGUGCCUGACAGCUGGGGAUGUUGAUAGCAAUUCUAUCGUUAGACUGUCUAGUGGGCUGGUAGACAGUGAAAAAAGAAAUGUAGAGAUUACCGUCCAGCAGGCUAGAACUGUUGAUGGAGGGACCCUCACCAUUGGCGAUCAGACUUCUUUAGAUAUACAAAAUUUGUUAGUAGUUAGAAGUGUAGAGUCAGCUGAACAGAUGGGUGAACCUUUUCUUAGGCAGGAGUUGCUUUCUUCACGUGAAGUUCCUCAUUCUGAAAUAAGGGAAACAUGCAAGACUGGAUUGAAUCAAGAGAAAACAGGGGAUUUGACAUCAGCUUACAUGGAUUAUUCAGAGACUGGAUCUUCUGGGAGAAUUUUAAACCGGAAAGGAGGUGGUGUUGAUGUUGAUCGAGAGGUACUCAAACCAUGUAAUCAAACAGCAGUAGUAGAAAUUGCUGAAAGUGUAUUUGGGUCAAUUGCCAAUGCGCAGAACAUCAAUUGCAAGGGUGGUGUCUGCAGUGCAAAUUUGGAUUCACUUCUGGAAAAUGGACAUCUGAACACAGGCGGUGUUUUCCAAAACAGCUUAUCUGAAGAAUUAAAGGUCCUGCACCACCAUCAUACGUGCUAUGUUUCCAUUUCUGGCGGCCUAACUUGCCUUUUCACCUUUUUUUUGUUGUAUAGCCAAAUAUCGCACUUGGAAAGGUUGUAAAUUCUCAAGACGGAGCUAGGUCAGAAACUUUGCAGAAGCCAGUGAUGAGCAGGUUGAGUUUGAAGUCAACAGCAUAAUUUGUUGUAGAUGAUGCAUUCGAAGAAUCUCUCUUACCAAAGGAGUAGGCCAGCGCCUCGGUAAGUGUCCCAUUAAUUGCUGGCUUAUAUUAUGGUUUUUCAGGUAUGUACCGAGUGUGACUGGAGUGGGAGCCCAUUUGGCCGUGUGGUGGACAGCUGGGUUGUUUGGCUUUAGUUUUAGGUGUGUUGUGCUGUGUGGUUUUUAGCUUGGAGGAGCCAAGAAGCUAUAGGAGUGCUGCUGGUGCUUUGAGGACUUCUAUCUCAUUUUUCUCCGCUUGAGUGUUACUGCAAAGCUUCUUGCCACGAUUUAUGAAUGAAUCAUUCCUCAUCAAGAAAUUGUAAAUCAAACAGGGGUGUUACUGUACCAUUUAGAUUUUUUUUUUUUGGGGUGAUCUCAUCGAAUCUUUUGUACACUUGUACUACAGUGCAUCAAUGCGUUCGAGUUGGUUUAGCACUUUUAA